This is a messenger RNA of Paramuricea clavata, 3093 nucleotides long. Lineage: Eukaryota; Metazoa; Cnidaria; Anthozoa; Malacalcyonacea; Plexauridae. The record is from the annotation of a GenBank genome assembly.
AUGACGAAAUCAACAUGUCCCAUCGAGUUAACAAAAUCUGUUUCGUUUUAUGGUAUCAGUGGAAAAGCUGAAAUUCGAUGCAAGAAGGAUUGUAAGCUUUUCAGAAUAACGAGCCCUGGGUAUAACAUAUCCCGAAUUCAAUUUGUCAACUUGAUUAUAUCAACUUCAGGUGUUGCAGUUGUACUCAUACCACCUCGAUCGAAAUUAGUAUUUCGCAAUGCCUUGGUCAAGGAUAACAUCAUUGGUAUAAGCGGGAAAUAUUCAUCUGAUUGCUCCAUUGAAAUAUCAAACUCAAGUUUUGAGCAUAAUUACCACAAAGCAAUACGUCUGCAAUGUUCUAAUCUCACAGUUCAAGUUAGCACCAGUACUUUCAGACUAAGUCCCGUGUCGUUCCAAAACUUUGGUUACAAGCCACAUAACAUCAAAGUGCUGUUCAAAAAUACGCUGUUUGACGGUGAAAAUACUCAAAUGUGUGCUGACAUGUUUACGAUACGACCUCUUGCAGCUGUGGUCGACAUAACAAUUAUUGACUCAAAAUUGAGAAAUCAUUAUUCGUUUUCAUGCCCUCACGGACCGUUUUUGACAUUAAAAAUACAAGAUUCGAAAUUUAAAGCUAUACCUCGAGUCCUAACAUUCAUAUUUUUAAAGGAUCUAGUAGUUGAAAACAAUUUCAAUAGAUAUCCUACAGUUCGUAUACUUUCACAAUUUUCCCAUCCCACUUCUUUGAGAAUACAAGACAGUAUUUUCAGGAACAAUUCGGAAGCACUUUGGGUUUCUAUUAAGUCUCAAACAAUGGUCCUUGAAAAUAACACUUUUGUUGACAACUUCGCCUCGUUAUUCAGCUUGAAGAGUGCAGCAGCGGUUUACUUUGAUUUUUGCAUCACCCAAGUAUUAUUGUGCCGUUUCCUUGACAACAAGGCUGGUCCAAAUCCUAACACAGGCGUGGUGACAAUCUCUCAAUCGGCGAGCGUAACCUUUACUGAUUGCUAUUUCGAAAAUCGACAAACUAGUGCACAGUCCAAUCAAGUCUUUGCAUUCGGAAACGAACCGUUAUACUUCAGGGGUGAUAAUACGUUCAACUUACUUGCCUUGAAGAAGGAACAAACAGUAUUUAUGCGCGUACCAAAUGGCGAAAAGUUUCCGCUUGGGAUGUCGAUAAAUAAAAAAUUCAAAAUCCUAUGCCCGCAAGGCUACACGCUAACUCUUCAAGGAAAGUACGACUCUAACAUGGACCAGUUUUACUAUAUUAACGUCCAGUGUGAUCGAUGUCAUACAAAAACCUACAUGUUCGAAAGAGGACAGCUCACUUUCAACAAGAGCAAUGGCGUUCAAUGUCAGCAAUGUCCUCGAGGAGGAAACUGUGAUAGUGGACUGAUCACAGCGAAACCGAAUUUUUGGGGAUAUAAAAAUAAGAUGAAUAUUUCCUUUAUUCAAUGUCCUCCUGGGUACUGCUGCGAAUCGGAAGAUUGUCUCACCUUUGACAGUUGCCAUGGUAAUAGAUCUGGAACGCUUUGUGGUCAGUGUCCAGAAGGAAUGUCGGAAAGUUUGUUCUCCACACAAUGUAUUUCAAACACAGAAUGCUCGAUAAAUUACAUCAUUAUUCUUGGCACAAUUGCGAUACUGGCUUUAUAUCUCGUCUUCUUUCUUUACCAAAAAGAAAUCAUGAACUUUCUACGAAGAAGUCUACUAAGUAAACACUUGUCGUUCUCAGGAAACAGGCAGAACGAACAAAGAAACAAUUUUAGCACCGGCGGUAAUACCUAUUCAGCGAAUGGGAUUGUUAAGAUAUUUUUCUACUACUAUCAAGUUUGUAAUUUGCUGAGAAGCUCUGUAGGUUCUCGUAAAAAUAGCGAGUUUAUUCACAAUUUUGAGAAUGUUAUCUCAGGAAUAAUGAACAUGAUUCUAGUAAAUGUUCCAUCUUUUACUUGUCCUUUGAAAGACCUUCGUGCUGUUCCCAAGGCAGUCGUUCUACAUUCUGUUGGGUAUUGUAUUUUGGUUCUUCUUUGUCUACUUCAUUUGGUUGGUAUGCUGAUUCUGUUUUUAAGAAGAAUAAAACGAGGAGGUGAAAGACGUUUAGUUUUGCAAUAUGUAGAAAGUUUCGAACAAGUUAAUAGCGCCAGAAAAUCAUCAUUUUCCCAAAGAGUUGCCUCAGCCUUCACUUACAUUUCGUUAUUAAUGUACGCCACAUCAGCUAAACUCUGUCUCUCCUUGCUUCACUGUGUACCAGUUGGUGACAGUCUGGUUUUGUUUCUUGAUGGAAAUAUAAAAUGUUACCAAACAUUUCAAUAUUUUGUUUUUGCUUAUAUGAUCUCUUCCAUUCUGCCAUUUUGUCUUGUUCCUGUUCUCGGUUCUUACUUGUUAAAGGUUGGUCGCAUUGGUGUUAAACAAUUUUGUGCCGCUUGCAUUUUCCCUCUGCCAUUUUGUUGUUUUUGGAUGUAUUUGUUGCUUAAGGACUGUCGUCGGGUAAAUCAGGGUACAUAUAACAUGAUAGAACAGAAUAACGAAGCAUUAAGUCAAGAACAAUGCAAUGAACAGGAACAAAUAACUUCAGCAACAGACGACAAUAGAACCACUUCUAACAGAGGCAGUGAAGCAUCGAUUCUGAGUGUCUUGUUGGGUCCUUUUAGAUGUCAUCAAGCUUUUAUGUGUUUUCCUUCUUCACAUAUUCCUUGGGAAGGUUUUCUCAUUUUUCGUCGAUUAGUCUUGAUCAUUGUGCUGAAUUUUGUUUUUGACAUUCAGCUAAGACUGUUGGUCGCUUUAAUGGUAUGUGUUGCCAUUCUUGGUUUCCAUGUGUCUGUCAAUCCUUUUCAGAGAAAAAGUGACAAUGUGCUGGAGUUUCUUUCUCUUAGUGCACACGUAGUCCUGUGUGGUCUGACUUUGAUUAAAGCUCUUUAUUACGGUGAAGAUUACUCUGCCUUUUCUAAUACUUUGUCGGUGUUGAAUGUGAUUGAAAAUAUUCUAAUAGUUGCUCCAUUAUCAACCAUUAUGACUGUAGUCAUUUUGUGUCUUGUUGUAAAGUUGGCAUUUGGUUUAAUACACUCCGUAUCUGUGUUGAUUCGGAAAGUAAGGAAUCUAGUUAGGUUUACUGAGUAA